Molecule: messenger RNA, 1572 nt
Organism: Dermatophagoides pteronyssinus (European house dust mite)
Lineage: Eukaryota; Metazoa; Arthropoda; Arachnida; Sarcoptiformes; Pyroglyphidae
Source: RefSeq, a predicted model, not a curated record
ACCAUUUCCCUAGUAUAAAAACAAAAAAAUGUUUUCGUUUUUUCGGAUUGGAGAAACAAAAAUUAUUAUUAUCAUCAUUGAAUUUUGUUACCGAUUUUAAAAAUUUUCUGCUGUUCCACAACAUCUAGUCUUUGUAUUUGUUUAUGUUUAUGGUUUUUUGUAUUGUUUUGUUUUGUGUUUGUUUGUUUCAUAAAUUAGAUAAAAAUGAUAACGAAAUUAUCAUCAAUGAAUUUUUUCAUAAUAAUAUUCACCAUUAUUAUGAUGGAUAUAUUACCGCCAUCACCACCAAUCGAUAAUCAACAACAACAACGAUCAUCAUCAACGAUAUUGAUUGAAGCAAAAAAAAAUGAUGAUGAACAUUUAUUCUUACAUAUGCCUGAAGGUGGUUCAAAACUUAUAUUACCAUUACCAUUGUUUUUACCAUUUCCAUUUCCUAUUAUCGAAGAUGUUGAAAAAAUAUAUCAUCGAAAAAAAGUUUUAGUUUUAACCGAACAUAAACCGAAAAAGAAAAGUAAAGGUUAUUAUGAUGAAUAUAAACAUGAUUAUUAUGAUCAUAAAUAUAUUGAUCAUCACGAUAAUUACAAACCACCAUCAUAUUCAUCAUAUUCUGAUCCAUAUUAUGGUAAAAAAAGUUCAUAUUAUGAACCAAAUUAUAACGGUAAUUAUGAUUAUAAUGAUCAUGGUAAUAAUGGUCAUGAUAAUGGCUAUGAAGAUCGUUAUUAUCAUAAUCAUAAUUAUGAUGAAUUAUAUCAUGAAGAUCUUUAUAAACCAUUAUUAUCAUCAUCAUCAAAAUCAUCCAAAUAUUCAUCAGAUACAUCGAUACCAUUGAAAUAUGCAUCAUCAUCCGCAUCAACAAAAGAACCUGGACGAAAGAAAAAAUCCAAAUAUAGUACCGGUGAUAAUGAUGAAAUACAUGGUCAAAUUGAUUUAAAUAAUCCAUUAGUAUCGGUACUACCACCACCACCAUCAUUUUUAUCAUCACAACAACAAUCACCGAAAUCAUCAUCAUCAUCGAUACAAUCAAAACGAUCAAGACGUCCAUCACCAGCAACGAAAAAAUAUUCAACAAAUAAUAAAGAUGAUUAUGAAGCAAGUUCUUCCGAUUCAAUACCAAGUGUUUAUGAUAAACAUUCAUUGGAUAUUGAUGAUGAUUAUUCAAUUAAAGAACUGUAUAAACCUAAAAAAAAGAAAAAAAUCUCGGUCACUGGACCAAUGUCUGAAUUUGAUGAUGAUCCAACCAAACAUUAUCCAUAUGAUCCGGAUGAAACAGAUGAUGUUGAACAUGUUGAAUUUACAACCGAUGAAGGACAAUCACAAGAUAUUAACCCGACAACUAUUAUGGAUAAAAUACGUAAAUUUUUAACACAAGAAAAUGUUAAAUUAAAAGUAAAUAUUGAUUAUAAUAAACGUAAACGUAAACGUGAACGUAAAGAAGAACCAAAGCAAAGACAACGUUCAAUUGGUAAAAUGAUUGAUGAACAAAUCAAAAAACUUGAAGAUGAUGAACAUGAUUUUCAUUGAUUCGGAUUUUUCGCAAAAUCAAAUCAGAAUCGAAUCGAAACGAAAAAUGAU